UCCCAUAGAGUAUUGCUUGCGGGCGAGCUGGGCUAAGAGCUUUGUCCGUUAGGAGCUGUCUCCGUGGACCUCAUUGCAUACCAAAUCUGUGAUGAACUAAAGGAUACGUCAACCGCACACCCUUACUGCCCUUCCUGAAUCUAUCUCCAUUGCCUGAUGAAUUUGUGUCAGUGACAAGUGUCACAUGUCUAAAUAAAAGACAGAGCAAUGCGUUUCCUUUCACUCUGAUAAUUUACUCACCCUUGUCAUCGACGUUCACUGAGUAUUCGGCUUUCCAUCCAAACCAUACCGUAAGAUUUCACCCCAUUCGUCCUACUAUGACUGUCUGCCUAGUACUCAUAUAGUCCCAACUAACACUACAACAGCCUAAACUCAGAUAAAUGGCUGUUUCUGUCGUUGUCAAGCCCUUGUUCGCGGAGGGAGAGGAAGAAAGGCUCAGAAGUAUCGCCAUAGAGGGACUAGCGGCGAUGUAUGUUGUGAAAAAGAACGAGGAGCGCAUGGAUGCUCGUGUCGGUCUUGUCAGCUUGACGUCGCCAACGCAGGAUCCUUCUCCAGAGACGAUGGCUUCCGGGACGCCGGCAACUAUUGUUGGUAGUCGGGCUCCCUCUCGGGAGAAUACUCGAAGUCCCGUCCCGGAGCGCAUUCGUGGCUUCACUGCUAUCAAUAAACCCUCCGUCCAACAAAGUCGAGAGGUGGGUAGCAACAAUGGUUCACGCCCAGAACCUCGGCACCCGUUGCCAACGGGCAAGCCCAAAAAGCAACAGGAUCAAGAGGUCAACAAAGAAUAUCAAAAACUUCCCUCAGCGCCAGCGGUCAAACCAGCGACUGGAGCAAAAGCCGUCCCAGCCGCGAGAAAGAAGAUGCCGACGAAAUCUACAGCAGCCGCGAACAACAAUACGCGGACCAACGCUGCCAAACCAGCGGAAAAGAAGCCGCAGACGAAGGCCACCAGUGGCGAAAGGGAGAUUUGCAAAUGCUCCAAGUGCGUGGAAAGCAACCCCGAAGGAAUCGAGCAGUGCGCCAAGACGAAAAAGGAGCAUAUUCGCUCCGACAAGGAAAGGGAAAAAGGCGUGAGGCCUCCCAAACCCUGCGAACGUUGUCUCUCCAACAACAAGGGAGAUGAAUGCUUCUACAGCGGAGGCAAAGUCUGCUCGAGGUGUAUGAAGUUGAAGGAGCGGUGCUCCUUGAAUCCGGUUCCAGGGAAAGGAAGGAAGAGAGAUCAGAAUAAAGUGAAGCGGGAGGGUUCCGCCGAGGACAAUGACACGGACGAGGCGGAGAAGGUAUUGGAGGUGGUGGAACCGCCGAAAAAGAAGAGACGUACGAGGGCGAGCAAGAGGAGCUCCCCAGCUGGGCAACGGUCGCCUGUUGGCCCUCCUGCUGGAGGCAUGGCUGAGGAGCUGCCUGUUGCUAGUGGUCGUGAAGGUAGCUCUAGCGAUGAUGGUUCUCGGACCAUUGGUGGGAGUCCGUCUUCAAAUGACGCCACAGCAGGCGAGAGUGGGAAGUCAUUUUCGAGUGAACCAUGCGGUUCUCCACCCGGCAAAGGAAGAGUUCAAGACUCGCCUGAUUCCUAG
Messenger RNA from Colletotrichum acutatum, 1571 nucleotides. RefSeq lists its product as uncharacterized. NCBI's taxonomy places the organism in Eukaryota, Fungi, Ascomycota, Sordariomycetes, Glomerellales, Glomerellaceae. The coding region runs from base 381 to 1571 and encodes 396 amino acids. The transcript has a single exon. The record is from RefSeq and is a predicted model, not a curated record.